This is a messenger RNA of Adineta steineri, 216 nucleotides long. The record is from the annotation of a GenBank genome assembly. Lineage: Eukaryota; Metazoa; Rotifera; Eurotatoria; Adinetida; Adinetidae.
AUGUGGUCAAACGGUUAUAAUCCAUACGGAAACUUUCAACAACAACAAGAUGCACAACCACAGAAUUGGUUCACUCAACAAACUGCUGGUGCAAUGACUAAUCCAUUUGGUAUGAACUACAUGAGUGGUGCGACGAAUCCAUUCGCUGGUCAAAUGUAUGGACAAUCAUAUCAACCAUAUAACAACUUAGGAGGUUUUCAAUAUAGAGGAUGGUAA